AAAACAGGCCACUGGGAAUGCUGGUGUGUACGGUCUCUGCCUUUCUGAAAAGCUUACGGCAGGUGUGUUAAAGACAGAAGCCAAAUAGUGAGAAAGAGGGAGAAAGAUAGAGAAAGAAAAAAAUGAAGGGUACUGUUAAGUCCUUGCAUGAAAUCAGUGCAUAUUACAACACCCAAUCGUUGGCAGCCAAGAUGAAGACAUUCAGCGUUAUGCUCAAGCUGUAGAGGUGACUUUGUGCCUGAAUAUGGUGACGUUAAUGACUGCAGGACAGUAUCUGAGUUCGCUGUUGUUGUAAAGGCCACAAUCAUGCCAUAUGUGUAAGCUUACUAAUGUACUCACCGAAAUCACAUUUCAUACUCAAUUGAUUAAAAACCAAACAGUAGCCUACAUUGUUUUCUGUGGUAGUGUUGCUGAAGUAACCCCAAGCAGUAAUUCUCAUAUGAUAACAUGCCUGUGGUCAGGAGGGCAUCACCAAGUUCAGUCAUUCCACCCCCUAGUGGUGAGACCUGGCACAAACCAGGUCACUGGAGGUCUGGCAUUUUGUAUUGUUCAUAAGCAUCAAAUCUCCAACAUCUUUUUGGUUCAGAUGUGAUGUUAAUGACAUACAAGUACCGUAAAAUGAAAGCUUCAUGGUUGUCUCAGGCCUUGUCCUAUGUGGGCUGCGCUGUGAGCAAUAGAGAGGAGAAGAGUGGGUAGGGACCAGCUGCUAACCAUAAGCAGGAUUGUUUUCAGGAGUGGGACGGAGGUUACAGCACACUCUCCCACCUGAUUUCAGUUACAGCUCACACACAGGCCAAACACACACCAUUGACUGUGCACACCUUGUCUCCUCCUUCAUAAAAAGGUGUAUUUCUUUCAUUUAAUGUGAGAAAGGGUCUGAUUCCAUUGUAAAUGUGCUGGAGGCUGUACACAUUUGCUAGUUAAUGUAUUUUGAGGUAUCAGUGUGUAUUGAAAUAUUUUAGACUAUAUUUCAGGUUUUAUACCGUCGACUCUAGUUAAGUUAGAUAUAUUUUGAGACCUAUUAAAGAAGUAGCUUAAUUUGAGCACAGAAGUGAGGAAUAUUUGUGACCACAUUUAUUACCUAUGAGACAUCUUCAAUGUGUAGUUAAUUGUGUGUAGGACAUCGCUGAAAGACUGUCAAAACUUAUAUUUUAAAUAUGCUAUAGUUUUAGGUACUGUUUGAAGUCAUGAAUGGAGGCAAUUAAGAGCAAAUUGAGUAAUCACCUCAAAUGCGUUCAAAGAGCACUUCAGUCUGGAAAUCAAGAACAGGAAAUUGUUAAUUACCUGAUUAGGCAAGGGUCUGCACUGCUAUAACAUACACAACACAACGUCACGAUUAUAGCCCAACACUAAUUGUUAAUCAGACCGUGACCUUUUCGUAAGGUUUGGGACACUCAGAUUUUGGUUGUGAGCCUCGAUGGUCGGGUCCAAUCUUUGCAAGGCUCGACAGAGGAAUGUAGCAGUGUCAACCAUAGACAUAUAUAGAUCUAUAUAUCUAUAUACAGUAUGUCUAUGGUGUCAACACUUUUAAGUGCUUCAAUGUGGACACUUCACCUUUUCACUCCCUCAAGGGUGCUGUUGUCGCUCUUCAGACGCUGAUGGAACACUUUACUGGUCUGUGUGGAAAGAAUGCGUUGAGCUCGCAAAGCCAAGCAUUCAGAAGCAGUUUUUUGUAUUCUCACAAAAGAAAAGGUUUUUAAAGGAAAAUGGUAGACUCGUCCAGUUCUCUUAUUCUGCAGUUUCUUAAGAAAGUCAUGGGUAAAAAAUAUUUUGACAGAGCUCCAUGCUUUCUGCCUUAAUUCUAAAUUACAUAAUUUCUUAAUGGCUUUUUCUACUUUUUUCACAGAGCCUCUGAAGGAUUGAUCUUCGAAGACCUGAGCACAAGAGAAGAGGAACACAGAGGUCUCGGAGGAUCACAUCAGCACAGCAAUCCUUUUGCCAAGGCGUAACUGUGUGGGUUUUAUCCGAAUCAAGAGAGACCUGUGGCCAGAACAUUACAAUGCAUUCAUUGCUGAGGCAGGCUGAAUGGACAAGGAGUUACUCAGUACUGGAAAAAAAUCGAAUUUUACCUGCAUGACUACAAUAGCUCUCUGAGUACUUUUUAAUGAUGUCCUUUUCUGUCCAUUUAAAUGACUUUUGGAUCACAACAGAAUUACACUCACUCAAUGAAGGGCUGGACUGCCUUGUAACAUAUCACUGAAAAAAGGAGCCAAAACUUGAAGCCUUCUGACUCUCCUCUGCCAAUGUCUCUGUGCUCAGGGGGAUCACUGCGAUCCUGUCACUGAGUCAAUGUGGCAAGACAACCUGGCUCUCGGAGAAGCAUUAGUGUAGUUUACGUAAGGCCUCCUCCCCACUCUAUGGAGGCUGAGCACAGCCACCUGACCGAAGGGGAGCAGUCGGGAGGGCACCCAUCUCAGCAGCAGCAGCAGCAGCAGCAGCAGCAGCAGCAGCAGCAGCAGCAGCAGCAGCAGCAGCAGCAGCGUCACUCUGAGUCCCAGCUUGUAGCCAGUUUGCCUCACUCCCCCCUCCACAAGCCACAGCAAAAGGCCGCAUCCAGAUCAGUACAUGGAUCCUACGGCCGCCACCAUCACCACCGUCAACCAAAACGGAGCGACAUGCUCCAAGGACUGCACCCCCAGCAGCAGCAGCGCACGCAGGUGUCUGAGGCAGGAACAGCGCCUUGGCAGCUUCAAAAUGUUCCCGGUCCCUCAAGUAGCAGCUUCAGAUCCCCUUCAUCCAUCACCUCGUCCUCCACGGCAUCAUCAUCGUCCAACCCGGUGCAACCCUCUCAGGGUGCCUCAUCUCAGCAGGGGCAAGAGGGGCAGGAAACAGGCGCCCCUUCCAGGCGGGAGCGAAAGCCUCCGAAGCCAGGGAAGUACGUUUGCACUUACUGUGGCCGUCCGUGUGCUAAGCCCAGCGUUCUACAGAAACACAUCCGCUCUCACACAGGGGAGCGACCUUACCCUUGCGUCCCCUGUGGCUUCUCUUUCAAAACCAAAAGCAACCUGUACAAGCACCGCAAGUCCCACGCUCACCGGAUUAAAGUGGGCUCAGUGUCCAGUCGCGAUGAGCACAGCCUGAGUGGGCCCGAAGGUGGAACUGGAGGAGACGAGCAGGGGGACCCCACGGAAGGUGAAAGCACUGACUCAGAGGACGAAACCGGUCGUCACCAUCCAUCCACCUCCCAGGACAGGCCGACUCUCAAGAAAAGUAGUCACGUUGAACUGUCAUUCUCAGAGGACACCCUCAGGCCUGAGGCCGUUAAACAGAGACUAGCAAUGCGGCUGAGUGAGAGGAACCGCCUGCCCAAAGCUUUGUCCGAUGAACACCCAUCUUCACUUGGUCCAGGUAGCAAAGGCAGCACUGAGUCUGGAUACUUCUCUCUCUCAGGGAGCUCUGACCUCUCUCAGGUCAGCUCUCCCAAUGUCAAUGCCAAAAGCUAUGCGGAAAUUAUUCUGGGUAAAUACGGGAGACUUGGCCAGCAGCCAAGGAGCCCACAGCAGCAACAACCACAGUCAUCCUCCUCCUCUCUACCAUCAGGACUUGAAGAAAAAAACAUCCCCUUCACUGUGCCAAAGACACAGGUCAUAGAGCACAUCACAAAACUCAUCACCAUCAAUGAGGCAGUGGUCGACACGAGUGAAAUUGACAGUGUCAAACCAAGACGUUCCUCACUCUCCAGAAGGGAUAGCAUCGAAUUGCUCAAAUUCUCAUCCCCCAAAGAGAUCAGCGACGUCGGCUUCAUCAGCGGACAUCCGUCUCAUGGCGUCUACGAAAUGCUCUCUCCCUUGUCGUCAGAUUCAGAAUCCCUAUCUGGCCAGGGCCCAAGCACAGCCCUCCAGAGAAGUCGCUCCAUGCCCUCGCCAGCUGUCCAGGAAGACCCUGCAAGCACCGCAUCCUCUGGCUUCCGUCAGAGCCAAUCGUUUGAUGAGCAGCAGGCAAUAGUGGCCGAGAUGCGGGUAGGCCACCACCGAAUGUUACGGCGUCAACCAGCCAUUGAGGUACCCCUUGGGGGAGAGCUUAUUCCCGAGGAGUCUGGUGUCUCCACAUCCGCAGGUAAGGAGACAGAAUUGGGACUGCGCCAGCUCAAGGGCCCUAUCAUCUACGAUUGCGAGGCCUGUGGCACUUCCUGGAAGAAUCGGGAGAGUUACGAGGCUCACAGAGAGCUGUGUGUGGGACGACUUUCCCAGGAACUGCAGAAAGGGACGGAGGCCAGUGCUUUCCGUGAAGAUAGGCCGCAGAUGAUGCAAAACAAGUUCAGAGCCCUGGCGAUGGCUAUGCGGAAAAGGAGAAAAGAAGAGAGUCUGGAGGAGGAUCCCCCAAGUCCAGGACCAGCAGCAGUUACCUUUAGCCAUGUAACCAUGAAAUCUUUACCCGGGGUAGAGAAACAUACAGACGUCCCUACAGGUGUCAUCUGUGAAGUUGACCAAGAGAGGAAAACCUCCUGGAAAGAAAUCUCUGUGAUCCAACACACAAGCUCUUUCGAAAAACAGGAGAGCAUGUCGAUCGAGAGCCAGGAAACGGAGUUUGAAGAACAACAUCAGCCGACAGAGCAACAGCCAAAGUCGUCUCCUACUGCAUCCCGACUGGUCCGCCAGUCCAACAUACAAGUGCCAGAAAUCCUGGUCACCGAGGAGUCAGACACCGACAUGGUGUUAGCCUCUCCACCAGCUGCUGCAGCUUCCUCCAAAGAGCCAGAAAAGGUUGAGGAGUUCCAAUGGCCUCAGCGUAGCGAAAGUAUGGCUCAGCUCCCAACCGAGAAGCUACCACCAAAGAAGAAACGCCUGCGCUUAGCCGAGGCCUCCCAGUCAUCGGGGGAGUCCAGUUUCGAGUCAAUCUCCCUGUCUCGCAGCCCAAGCCAGGAGAGCAGCAUCUCUCACACCUCCAGCCGUUCUGCUUCCUUCGAGGAUUCGGGCAAGCCUGAAUCUGAAAUGCAGACAGUUAAGGGCCCUCAUGGUUCUCAUAUGUUGACUGUACCUUCAGGCUAUCAGCACCAUCAUUCUCAAAAGGAGAUGCGGCGAUCAGCCUCAGAACAAGCCCCCGCCAGCCCACCGCACCCGUCUCAAAUAGUGGAGUCCAGAAGCAAGUCCUUUGACUACGGGUCCUUGUCACUGCAACAGAGUUCAGCCUCCUGGAAGGAGAGGCGGAAAUGUCUCCUGGUAAAGCACGCUACUCUCGGGGAGCCCGAUCAAGAGGAGAUCCCUCCUGGGCAGCUUACCAAACCGGGCAGUCCCAAAGUUUACCGAUCCUACCCUAGUCCACCCAUUUUUGCACUUGAGGAUCAUAGCAUGGCCAGCACUUCGACUAGGCUGAGCUCAGAGUCCAUAGGGAAGACACUGCAGCUGUUCCAGCCACCACUUCUGCCCAUUCCACAGACUUCUUUUCCCUUUCAUCCAACUGGGUCUGAGGCCUUUUCCUCCAGGCAUUUGGCCAGGAUCUUACCAGUGACCACCGCGAUAUCUGAUGUCUUGUCCACCCAGAUCCUUCACGGGGCUUUCCUUCAGACACCUCCCCCACGGUUCCACCCGACACACCCAAACAUCACUGAAGGCCUUGGAUUCCCCCUCCAGCCUCUGCAGUCUCUGCUCCCUCUGCAUGGCCAGAGUGGCAUUACCCAGGCUGUUUACUUCCCCAUGCCUGGUGGUCUGAGUAUUCACGUGCCCACAGGGCCUCUCUACAGAGACCCGAGGCCAUCCUAUUCUAGUGCCCACGGGUCUGGCCCAGCCAACCAGCAACUCGUGUCCUCCCACCCUCAUCCCCGGCCUAUCAUAUCCCCCUGUCAGGAGCAGUUCACGCCUGUAGUGUCCGUAGUGGUGCCAGUCCGCCUUCAGACACACAUUCCUACCUACGCCAGUGCCAUGUACACCACCCUCUCCCAGAUUCUGGUCACGACCCAGUCUCAACAGCCAAUAUGCUGCACAGCCAUGGUCCUUAUGGGACAACUGGAGGAGGAUAAGCUGCAGAGGUCUUACCUGAAGAUCCCCACCCCGCAUUUUAAGAGCUAUCUGCCUAUGCCUCUGGGGUAUGGUGUAGGGGCAGGUUCCGAUGACGGUCCUUUGGGAGCUGGGGGAAGCAAGCGUAUGCUCUCUCCGGCGGGGAGUCUUGAACUUAGUUCCGAAGCCCAGCGGCAGCAGAAACGUGUGAAGGAGGAAGAGGAGGAGGAAGAAGAAGAAGACAAGUGCAGAAAGAAAGAUGUAACUGAGGCAGAGAAGAUGAAAGAUCAUAAGAGACACCUCAAAAUUGAGCAGGCGAAAGAGAAAUCAAGAAUAGCAGGAGAAACAACGCAAGAGAGUGAGGAAAAAGUUGAAUUGAAAGAUAGAGAAAAGGCGACUGGGGCAACCAGGCAGGAGGCAUCCCUGGUGACCGUGGAAACCCUCAAGAAAGAGGAAAGGGAAGAUGAGAGCCAUGGGAAGACACCUUGGAUUGAGGGUUUACAGAGAUCCAAACAGCCCACCUAUGCUAGCCUCCACACCACCACCUCAGUAAGCUGGUGCUACUUGAACUACAUUAAGCCCAACCCAACCACACAGCAGGACCCACAAACCUCUGUGUACUCCUCCUGGUCUAUUAGCGUACAUAACCCCAAUCUGCCCGGCCUGUCCACCAAAAUGGUACUGUCUCUACUUCGCUCCAAGCAGAAGCACAGUCUUGAGACCUACACCACGGCAAUGGCACCACCACUAACUUCUGGCAAGCUUGUACCUUCCAGCAACAGAAAUCCCAGAGUGUCAGAGGUACGUUCAGCCCCAUCCAGCACGCCCGUCAAAGUGAAGGAAGAGCCAUCCCAAGAGAAAAAAGAAACAAAGGCCAAAAUCGAGGAAGAGUCGCCUUCUACCUCCAAACAGAGUGAACCUCCCCGUAUUCGCAUCUUUGAGGGCGGGUACAAGUCCAACGAGGAGUAUGUGUACGUACGAGGGAGAGGCAGGGGGAAGUAUGUGUGUGAUGAGUGUGGCAUUCGCUGCAAGAAGCCCAGCAUGCUGAAGAAGCACAUCCGCACUCACACUGACGUCCGGCCCUACGUCUGCAAGCACUGCAACUUCGCCUUCAAAACCAAAGGUAACCUCACCAAACAUAUGAAGUCUAAGGCUCACAGCAAAAAAUGCCUGGAGAUGGGCAUAUCUGGGUCCCCGCUGGACGAUCCUGAUGAAGCAGGGGGCAGCGAGGAUCCAGCAUUUGGCUUAGAGGAUUCUGAAGAGCACCAGUUCUCCGAUGUAGAAGAUUCUGAGGAGGGUGAUGACAACGAGGAGGAAGACGACGAUUGCUCCGACGAUCCACCAUCCUCCUGCUCCACCGACACCCGUCCGUCCAACAGUGGUCAGUCUGACAGCAGCCAGAGCCUGCAGCUUGACCUCCCGGAGCACCUCUCCUUCCCCCCUUCCAGCGGCGGCAGCGGCGGCCACGACUACCCCUCCCCGCGGAGGCCCUGGCCCAGCGCCCGCGCUGCCUCCCCAGGCAGCAAGAGGGCGAUGUUCUCGCGCCGGCGCUGGGAAGCCUCUCCGCGGGCCUUCUCCCCAGCCAGCGAGGGUGGCUCCUCGCUCCGCAGCCUCUCGCCACGCCUGGAGCUGUCCUCGCCCAGCCGCCACCUCUCGCCCUCCCCAGAGCGCGGCCCCUCACCCGCCUCCAUGAGGACCCUGUCCCCCCUGCAGCCCCUGUCCCCGAUGCGGCCCCUCUCCCCGGGCCGCUACCACAGCUCCAGGGCCCGGCUCAGCCCCUCCCCCCUGCGGGCGCAGCACUACAGGCACCACAGCUCCCCCGCACAUCUCCCCUGGGACUCGGCUGGCACACACACACGCUCCGAGCCUCGACAGGAGAGACCUGGAACUCCACGCGAGGGGCUGACCUUACCCGAGGCUGUUCUGUUCCCCCCUGCUCUCCGCCUCUCCUCCGGGUCUGGGUCUGGGUUUGGGUCCAGCUCCAUGUUCGGGUCUGAGUCCAUGCCCACCGGUGCCUCCAGGACCAUGGACCACAUGUUCAGUCACCUCCCGCUCCACUCCCAGGACCAGGCCCGCGUCCCCUAUCACAUGAUCCCCAUCGGGGGGAUCCAGAUGGUGCAGGCGCGGCCCCGAGCCAAACUGGAAAGGAGUCCGUCGUCCGCAGCCUCCUCUCCCACCUCCCCUAAAGAGGACAUUGCGUUGUUCCACGCCACGCCGCCCGGGACGAGUGAGAUGAGGACUCAGAAAGACUACAAAUCCCAGACCUUGCAGCAGCGAAGCAGCCAAUCAGGGCCAAGUAUUCCAGGCAUGGUCACCACACUCCCCAGCCCGGCCAGUUUACACCCUGGCAAGCAGGAACAGGAGCUGGAUGCGACCAAACGCAAACAGCAUGGCAGCUCACACACUUCCCCAACAGAUACACACUCAUUAGUUACUGAGCGAACGGACGCACAGGCCUCCAGCUACAGCCACGCACCGGAGCAGAUCACCGACAGGCUCUCCGGCCUGAGAGUGUCGUCCUUUUCCUCCAAUCAAAGAACUAGACAGCUGCCCGAAAGGAAGGCGCCUCCGUCGAGGCGGGGCUCCUCAUUGGCUGAGAGAGAGGAAGAGGGAGGAGACAGUGCCAGCAGAAGGGACUGCACCCUGGGAGACACUUAACCUGCGUUUCAUAUCUCUGCUUGGUCUUUCACGCUCUAUCUGGCUUACUCUCUCUCUCUCUUUCUUUUUUUUUAUUUAUAUUAUUUUUUUGUAAUGGUUUUGGUUUUUUAUAAACAUUUUCAGUACUAUUGUUAACUUAAAUGUUUGUUCUUGCAAUAUUCAGGAUUGUAAUAAGAUGCACUUUCUUUUCUUUGAGAUGAUAAUACUUAUGUAAACCUAUCCAAUCUAUCCCCCUUGUAUCUUUGUUGACAUUGCAAUCUUAAUAUAUAUUUCAAUAUGUACAUGUAAAAUGAUGAGGAAUACAUUUGUAAAUGAGAUAAGUACUUUAAUCACCAAUAAUUCCAAUUUGUCCAGUGUCCAGUAUUACUCCAUAUAUAGUUAUCUGUGCCUUUCUGUCUGGGUCUUUUUGCUUGAAGUGUAGAUAAGGAGGAAAAGGCUGUGAAUUUUACUCAUAUAUAUAAAUAUAUAUAUAUAUGAUAUAAUCUUGUGUUUCAGUGGAGCUGAUGUUGGGGAAGGGGUAGUUUAUGAUUUGUUUUGUUUUGUUUUGUUUUGUUUUGUUUUGUUUUGUUUUGUUUUGUUUUGUUUUUUUAAAGUCAGGGUCAGCACAGUGGCCCAGACGGCCCAGCAAGAGUGGGAUGUAAAAGAAAGCUUUGCCAAGCAAAUGCACUGAAGUCAUAUUUUUAAUAGAAAAAAAGAUGAUUAGAUCUUAUGUGUGUACAGAUAGGAAGUAUAUGGUCCAUAUUUAUUGUAAUUUUAAAAUAUGAAAUGUUAUUUUGUUACAUUUUGUUUCAAACCAUUUUUGUUAUUUUUUCCAGAGGUUUUGUAUUGGUCUUAUAUUUGCAUUUUUACUUUGUUUUAUGACUUGAAACUGAAUUAUGAAGGCAGAGGAUAAGAGAGGGACUUAUUGGUAGCAACAGGUCAGAUGGUUAAAAUUCCCUGCAGGUCUGACACAAAGUAACUUUCUACUUUCUUGAACCAAUAAACGUGCACCAGACUUUA
Messenger RNA from Clupea harengus (Atlantic herring), 9590 nucleotides. RefSeq names its product transcription factor HIVEP3 (gene hivep3b). Bases 2358 to 8591 code for a protein of 2077 amino acids. Gene Ontology annotation, biological process: regulation of transcription by RNA polymerase II. Gene Ontology annotation, cellular component: nucleus. The record is from RefSeq and is a predicted model, not a curated record. Lineage: Eukaryota; Metazoa; Chordata; Actinopteri; Clupeiformes; Clupeidae. Gene Ontology annotation, molecular function: RNA polymerase II cis-regulatory region sequence-specific DNA binding; DNA-binding transcription factor activity, RNA polymerase II-specific. The transcript has 6 exons.